UUUAGAAUCCAUUUUGUUGUUACGUGACGUCAUAUUAACAUUCUGGAAUACGACGUUCAUGGGAAAUACCCUGAUUCGAUACAAUGGAUUUGAAGGAUUUGUUAAAAUGCGAAAUCUGCGGCGAAUGUUUCAAGGAUCCCGUAAUGUUGGUGCCAUGUUCGCAUAAUUUUUGUUCAUCAUGCAUUGAACGCAACGAUCGACAAUCGUGUGUGAUUUGUAAGAAGAAAUAUUCUUCAUCUCAAAUUGUACCAAACAUAAUUAUUCAACAAUUUAUCAAAUGUUUACAAAAUAAAAGACCAACGCACCAAAUCAACCCCAGCCAAGUUAAUUUAGAGAAAAAAUACAAAGAAAUAAUUUCUGAAGCACAAACUUCAGUUCAUAGUAUUGACUUGUUUAUGGGGCAUUGUGAUGUCAUACAACCUGUUGUGACAUGUAAAUAUAGUCCGGGGAGAAAAAAAGUUUUAUGUCCCUCGUGUGAAAGUUUUGUCGCAAAGAAUCAAAUUAAUUUUCACCUCGAUUCGUGUCUUGCAAGAGAAGAAAAAAGAGAAUGUUUAAGGAAAAAACAAAGAAAUAAAAUUUCCACCAAGCAUAAUUCAUCACGUGACCUGGUUUCGACCAAUGAGAUUGCUGACGAACACUCAAUGCCAAAGGAAAAAGCAGAUAAAACAAACUUGGACCUAAUGCUUAAAGACGACAGCCAAGCAGAUGAAAUAAAACAAUUUAUUGAUGCAACAUUUUCUUAAUAAACGAUUUGAAUGAUUUUA
Ciona intestinalis (vase tunicate) is the source of this 764-nucleotide messenger RNA. RefSeq lists its product as uncharacterized. Gene Ontology annotation, molecular function: single-stranded DNA binding; ubiquitin protein ligase activity. Gene Ontology annotation, cellular component: nucleus; Rad6-Rad18 complex. The record is from RefSeq and is a predicted model, not a curated record. NCBI's taxonomy places the organism in Eukaryota, Metazoa, Chordata, Ascidiacea, Phlebobranchia, Cionidae. Gene Ontology annotation, biological process: DNA damage tolerance; protein monoubiquitination.